AUGCGCUCUGGCCUAUCGGAAGCAGCGCAAAGAAGCAGCAAUGCAUCGCGCAGGCUGGCCCUCCACGCGGAUUGUCCCGUGUCUUCCCCUCCCAUCAAAUUUCCAUCUGAUUCGUCGCAGAGUCAGACGAGGGGCGAGAAGGCACCAGAGAGGGCUUCAAGCUACAAGGAAGAGCUCGAAUCUGACUUGGGCACCCUUCACCUGGGCUUCCAGCUAUGCUUGGCGAGGCUCUCAGUCGUGGUGCUGUCCAGCGCCCACAUAGGGUCAGUCGCAUUUGCGGAUCAAGUAUUAUUCGACGAAGACCUGAGCCAUUACAGGUGAGAUCUGAGCACUUGUCCAUCUUUACUGUGUUCUGAUGCUUGUUGAAAACCUUUGCCAUGCUCAAAGAACGAAAGACGGAUGCUACGUCUGGAGACCCUCGGAACAUCAAGCGGACCAUCCCGGUCCGACAACAGCAGCGGCACAAGGAGUGACGAGCGUGACACCGGUCGCCAUGAUCGUCGACGCUCUAGACAUUCUACUAGAUCGUCUGGCAAACAAAAUCUCUAUGGACCACGUACAGUCCAUUGGUGUCUGUGCUGAGGUGAGGUGAUGCGGGCCAGCGCGCGUCGCAAUUCCGUAGUCAUCUACUCAUGUCUGACCUUUUGGAGGUACGUCCCCAGAGCGAUUGGCCAGUCUAUCUGAGUGGAAGAGCGGAGAAGGUGCUCCACGAUCUGCGUCCAACAGUCGGUCUGCAUGUCCAAUUGACCGUGCCAGACUUCUUCAGCGCGCCAUUCAUAUCCAACAUCAAUGAUUCGUCGACGCUGGACGAGAUGCGAAUGAUAGAGGCGGCUUUGGAGGCGAAGAUGAAGGGGGCCAUGAUGAACGGCUCAACCCUUAUCAGUGCUCCGUCGGCCAUGCCCUCUUCCGAAUUCGGUGUCCACAGCAACUUGUUUGGCACAGAGGUGGCAAAGGCCAUGAAUCGCAAGAGGUGCCAAGCAAUUCGUCAAGCAGCCGCACAGAAGAAUGGAGCAGCACCAAGCUUCUCAGGAUGGGCUUGUCAGCUUGCCAAGUUGAGGAACGGAAAGGGAGUCGGAAUGGAAGGUAGAUCCGCUGCCAUUUUGGACAUCAAGAAAGUCUGGAGCAACACCGGACGCAUGAUCACUGCAGGCUCGCUGAUCUGUGCUGUUCUGACAAACAAGAUGCCUAGGUGAGCGCGACUAUUCCCUCAAACUUUGCGCAAUUGUCACUUACCGCCAUCAAUUCCAGCUUCAACCACACCGAGGCGGCUAUGACGGGACUUUAUGACCCAGAAGCUCGCGAGUGGGAUCAGCAAAUGCUGGACAUUUGUAGCAGCGGUGAAGGACAAGUGUUGAGACAGAAGUUGGGAGACAUUGCACACCUCGACGCAUGCGCCACGCCGGCGGGUAGUUGGCUGUGCCAAAAGUACGGCGUUCAGCAGUGUGAGCAUCUUCUCGCGUACAGUCUUGACAGUGCGCUGGUCUGACUUUGCAACCUGCCCCGUCUCAGCUUGCGUUAUUGGUCCUUCGCUGCCAUCCUCGGUCGUGGCAUACAUGGGAAUGCUUCCGGGUCCGAGGUUGGUUGCUGUGAAGUGCUUGAUUUUCCAUCAAACAGCGCCAUACUCAUUGUCAUCCAUUUGGAUUCAUUCGCUUUUAUCCAACAGGGACGGAGGUAUUUCUCUUUCUGUCCAUGACACCAUGAUCAUCCCUUUGCGCUCCAAGGUCAAGGCUCCUGGUCACUCUUUGCUUCCAAAUCCUCUUCACGAGCUUUCGAGCCAGUCGACAGAUGUUGUCGACACUCGUGCUCAGCCAUGGCUGGCCUUAUCCCGAUGGCAAGACGCUGGGCUGGCCCGCAAAAUUGUCAAGGACGUAUACUGCUCCGGUCUAUGGUCAGCGUUUGGCAAGCUUGUCAAUGCUGUUGGCGUGGGUGGCUCGCACGCCCUCGACAACAAGGUGAGACCUGACGAUGUGCCUUGAAGCCAAGGUGAUUCGUCGAUCUGACCAGUACGCAUAUUCUGGUUGCUCGGCUCAGCUCUUCACGGUUAGUGGCGGUCAAGUAAGCGCGCUCAACCUUGACUUACAGCGCCGAAAAAUCGUCUGCUAG
Ceraceosorus bombacis is the source of this 2103-nucleotide messenger RNA. Lineage: Eukaryota; Fungi; Basidiomycota; Exobasidiomycetes; Ceraceosorales; Ceraceosoraceae. The record is from the annotation of a GenBank genome assembly.